AUGUCUGCCGAUGACCCAUUCUCCUUUCUGCCCGCGGAGCAGGCCAAACCCGCGAAAAAACACUGGAAGAACAAACUAUUCUCUAAGGAUAAGAAUAAAGCUGCGUCGCAUCAAACUCAAGAAAUCGCAGACUUCCUGGGCUCUCGCAACCCAGAAUCAGCGCCUCCCCCACCUAUCGACCCGCGAUACAUUCCUCCGCAAAACGCUGCCCGUUUCCCUUCCUCAGACCUCUCCGGAUACCCCACCAAGUCAGUCCCUGCGCCGGCAUCGGCAUCAGCCCCAGUCUUGCCACGCGAGAACUAUGCGCCGUUCAAUUUCUCGGAAUCUACUACUGUGCCCGCGCCCACUCCUGCCUCGGCUAAACCUAGUGGUCGCAAAGGGAAAGGAUUGCGGGUGGGUUUCAGCCCUCAAACCCCAGAAGUGAUUGGCGAAGGAGGCGAUGAGACGGAAUCGCCAACAAUUGAGAUUUCGCGGGCUCGUGAGAGAUCGGACAGCAAGGGGACCCAGUCUGGCAAUAUCCCUGCAUCCCUCUCGGAAGCUUCGCGGUCACAUCUGCCAAAUCUCCGACUUGACACAUCGCUGGACGAUGCCGAUGCGCGAUCCAGAAAGGCGGCUCGUUCGCCCCGUGAGGGGUCGGACUGGAAACCCCUGCUGAUGCAAAAUUCUCAGGAUGCAGACUUGUUGAUGUCCUUGCCUUUGAGCGACAGCGGCUCUCGAUUGUCAUUCCGCGGCGAUAGCGAGGCAAGUUCAUUCGCACAACGCGUCCGCGACAAGAUGCAAGCAGAGGAAGGUCGCGCAUUGCAUCACCGCUAUGAUGAAGAUACAUCAUCUCCUGGAGCCGAAGAUGAUGAUAUCUCGACUCCUCCCAGCCCUCAGAGCCCAGAACCGCCCAUAAAAGCUUACAAUCCCAAAUCGGCUUACGAAACAGCUCCAACGACGGGGCUUCCCCAUGCGCCGUCAAUUUCUCUAUCGAUGCGAUCUAUUGUCGAUUCGAUUCGGAACCCCCCUAGCCCCUCCACACAAUAUGCGCCAGCGAAUCUCAGCCCCAUUGACCCACGAAUGCCCACGAAUCUCAUUCCAGGUAGCCCCGGCAAGGCUUCACCGACAUCUGCUAAAGCGCCAUCCCAGGACCUGCCUGCAUCAAGCCGGACGUCACCCCCCAGUCGCGAAGGCCAAGAGCCGCCACGUAGCUCUCAACCCCCCAAAUUCUCUCUUCGAAAUGUUGCCAGCCAAGUUGGCGACACCGCGUUUGCUGAAUUCAUUGCGUAUAAUGCAGGAUAUGAGCGCAUUAUUAAACUUGCAGCAGAGGAUGUCAAGCCAUUGGUUGAAACAUCGCUCGCAGAAUGGAUUCGGGCUGCAGUCUGGUGGUUUUUGCGAGGAAAGACACGAUUGGAAACGUAUGCCCGUUCCCGUUCGACACUGCCACCUACCUACGCCAAGCAAGCUGUGAUUGAUCUUGGAAAGGCAUUAUGGAUAAAUGAAAAUAUUGUGCCUAGCCAUCCUGAACUCUCUCGAUACGGUUCCAUGAGCGUUGACGCCCUACUGGCCGUUUCGAGUACCACCGGCGACAAGGAGUUGGCUGAUCAUCUGAGUAUACAUCAAACUCUCAUCAAUCACCUCCGGUCGCUGGCAAUGUCUAUCAAACGAAACAACAUCCUCACCUUGGUUGUCUCAGAUGAAGGCUCUCCUAGCCAGCUGGAUACUAGUGUCUGGCUGCGGUACCCCUUUUAUGCGCCCGACGUUUCAGCAGUUUUAUCUGGUGCGGCAACAAGAUCAAUGUUGGUAGAUAACGCGGGAAAGACCCCAAGUUUGGUACACAUGAUGCCUUUGGGCGACACAAGUCGAUACUUCAGCUAUGGUAGCAUGUUCGUGCAGGUCUGUGUCAGCUCCAGUGAUGAUGAUGGCCAACAACAAUAUGCCAUGCCCUGCGCAUUGACCAUCGUCCGCGAACGAGCGGAUUGGUAUGUAUUUGCGGCAAUCACUAGCCAAAGUAAACUUGUCAACAUUUUGAUUCAAUCCGAUCGCAAGCAGGGACCGACUUGGGAGGAUGUGGAUUGGCAAGUCCGGUCUCAUUCUAUGCGAGUCAAGCUCCCCCGAGGAUUCGAGUUAGAUGUUAUGUUCAAGGAAGACGAUUUCAAGACUCUUUGGAAUAUCGUCAAAUACACCCAGCAGUCGGAGAACAGUCUCCAUCCGGAGGCAGGCGAGACUGUCGUAUUUGAGAAUACUCUCAAGGUUUUCCAAUAUAUGGAUCCCGGGACACCAAAGGCAUUCCCUUCAGACCCUACAGAAAGAUCUCGAAUCCGUUUGUUCGAGCGAUCUGUCACCGUGACAGAAGGCACUGGUACUCGCAAUGCGCAUCGGGGAUUCCGACUAGCUAUCCUGACCAGUCCCAAGGUCAAGACUUUGAGCAGCAUUCGCCAUACUUUGGGCAACGGCUCACCGAUAUUGUUCGGUCUGUUGCGAGGCGAGGACGGUGCUCCUGCUCUUCUCCUCAAAGUGACUGAGGGAGGCCGUACGAGAUCCAUGUUGAUGACUUUCCACGAGGUGGCUGAACGUAACAAAAUACACUCCGUGCUGCUCGGCAUGAUUCCACGCGAGGGAGAGAUCAAGUCACCCGAGUUCGCCAUCCAGUCUUAUUCCAUUGAGCAGCCCGAAGAUUCCUUUACCGGCCAGCCCGCAGUCAAACACCUCCAGUUCCCAGCUGGAAGCGUGUCCGUUAUCGAUCAGGAGCAUGCUUACGUCGAGCAUGGUUAUGGACCGACCAUUCUAUCGGAACAUCUGAGGGCCUUUAUUGCCACUGAAUGGGGUUCCGUCACGGAUCGCAUCAACUUAGGACCCGGUGAAUUGAAAAUUGGUUUGGAUGUCCAGAGCAAGACGAGCAUGAGCUUGUUCCGCUCUGCGCAGCAGGAUCUGACCCUUUCCCUUGCGGAUAACCUUGUUCGCCCUGAACUGGUAGGACAAUUAACUGGCUUCCUUGAGAAAAUCACGGCGAAGCCUAUGAUACGCCGGCUGGACUUCCCAACAAUGCAGGAUCUUCAUGCCUUUGAGGCAGCUGUGACUGGUUUCCAGGUGCUUUACGAUGGUAUGGCUACAUCAUUCACCAUCUCCCGUCGGCGGAGUAUGGUUCCCAUUUAUAAGAAAUGGGAAGCUUCCCUGGCACGAGUCCAGAUUGUUCGACAAGAGAAAGUCGUUCAAAUGCUUGCUUUCUUCGGGGACUUCCAGCAUGGCACAUGUAUGAACUUUGUUCUUAAGGGGACUGAUAUCAUGGAGUCCUUUGGCCGGUCCGGCAAGUUCGGAAUUCGCAUGGUAGAUGCCAAGUUCGCACUACCUAAGAAAGACGAUAACCCAGCUUCCAACUUUGUGUGUCUCGACAUGCCUGAGUAUCCCAUUGAACACGACGAUCUCACCAUCACGUUCGAUACAGAGGCUUCAUUUUUUAUCAUGUCGCACUCUAGCGAAGCCAUUGGCACCUCUACGCGUUCUCUGCAUGCCGAUGAUGCCCUGAACCUCGUUACUGAUGUUGCUCCUCCUAUGCAUCUCUCUACCACAUUUCGUUAUUCCAAUGAUCCAACCCAGCUAGUACCGGCUGCCGAUGCCAUACCUGCCGACUUUGAUCCAACCUCCCACAUCUACUCGCGCAUGUCCGCGCCAAAUCCCACUCGCUUUGAAACCAUCCUCUCCUCCCUCAUACACGGUCAAGUCAUAAGCUACUCCUCCGGCCUAUCAGCCCUACACGGCGCCCUCACCCUCCUCAACCCUCGCCGCAUCUCCGUCGGUGAUGGCUACCAUGGCUGCCAUGGUGUCAUCGCCCUCUUCACCCGCCUAACAGGCCUCCAAAAGCUGCCGCUCGACUGCUCACCCGAUCAACUCGAAAAAGGCGACGUAAUCCUCCUCGAAACACCCGUCAAUCCCCAAGGCACUGCCUUCGAUAUUGCGUCCUACGCCGCCAAAGCCCACGCCCGCGGUGCAUACCUCAUCGUCGACAGCACCUUCGCCCCACCCGGCCUCCAAGAGCCAUUCCAGUUCGGUGCAGAUAUUAUCAUGCAUUCGGGCACCAAGUACUUCGGCGGCCACAGCGAUAUGCUGUGCGGUGUCCUUGCCACCAACCGCGACGACUGGGCUGCACAGUUGAAAUCUGACCGUCUCUUCAUCGGAACCGUCAUGGGCAGCAUGGAGGGCUGGCUCGGCGUCCGCAGUCUGCGCACACUGGAGAUCCGUGUCCAGCGCCAAAGCGAGAAUGCCACUCGUCUCAUUUCCUGGCUUGAUGCUGCUCUUCACGCGCCUAAUCCUGCGCCUGACAGCGAUGAGGCGGCGGUACAGGCUGUUCUUGGUGAGGUCCUCCAUGCUAGUUUGCAGAAGGUUGAGGGCGACUGGUUGAAGAAGCAGAUGCCUAAUGGGUUCGGACCUGUUUUCUCUAUUAUUAUGAAGGAGAUGCGGUUUGCGCCAUCCCAAUAUACCUCCAAAAAUACAGAAUCGCUUCCUGCGCCCCUGAAACUAUCCGAUCUGUUUGGCGAAUUGGAACAGCGUUACCCUGGCAUUGUUCAGAUCCUGUCUAGUUGUGGUAUUAGUCUGAACGGCGAGUAUGUUGAUGUCGAAGAGGAGGGGGAUGUUGUUAUUCAGACUGGAGGUGAGGUGGCUGUUAUUCCCCCUGUGAGUUCGGGGUAG
This is a messenger RNA of Penicillium griseofulvum, 4665 nucleotides long. RefSeq lists its product as uncharacterized. Gene Ontology annotation, biological process: transsulfuration. Gene Ontology annotation, cellular component: cytoplasm. Bases 1 to 4665 code for a protein of 1554 amino acids. Gene Ontology annotation, molecular function: pyridoxal phosphate binding; carbon-sulfur lyase activity. The record is from RefSeq and is a predicted model, not a curated record. The transcript is spliced from 7 exons. NCBI's taxonomy places the organism in Eukaryota, Fungi, Ascomycota, Eurotiomycetes, Eurotiales, Aspergillaceae.